Cricetulus griseus (Chinese hamster) is the source of this 1898-nucleotide messenger RNA. The record is from RefSeq and is a predicted model, not a curated record. NCBI's taxonomy places the organism in Eukaryota, Metazoa, Chordata, Mammalia, Rodentia, Cricetidae.
UUCCAAUGGACAUUCUCCAGUCUCUCUGGAAAGAUUCUCGCUAAUGGAUUUCCUGCUACUCGGCCUCUGUCUACACUGGCUGCUGAGGAGGCCCUCAGGGGUGGUCUUGUGUCUGCUGGGGGCCUGCUUUCAGAUGCUGCCCGCCGCCCCCAGCGGAUGCCCGGGGCAGUGUCGGUGCGAGGGGCGGCUGUUGUACUGCGAGGCGCUCAACCUGACCGAGGCGCCCCACAACCUGUCCGGCCUGCUGGGCUUGUCUCUGCGCUACAACAGCCUCUCGGAGCUGCGCUCCGGCCAGUUCACGGGGUUAAUGCAGCUCACGUGGCUGUAUUUGGAUCACAAUCACAUCUGCUCGGUGCAGGGGGACGCCUUUCAGAAACUGCGCCGAGUUAAGGAACUCACACUUAGUUCCAACCAGAUCACCCAACUGGCCAACACCACCUUCCGGCCCAUGCCCAACCUGCGCAGCGUGGACCUGUCCUACAAUAAGCUGCAGGCGCUGGCUCCAGAUCUCUUCCAUGGGCUGCGGAAGCUCACCACGCUGCACAUGCGGGCCAAUGCCAUCCAGUUUGUGCCGGUGCGCAUCUUCCAGGACUGCCGCAGCCUCAAGUUUCUCGACAUUGGAUACAAUCAGCUCAAGAGUCUGGCGCGCAACUCUUUCGCUGGCUUGUUCAAGCUCACGGAGCUGCACCUAGAGCAUAACGACUUGAUCAAGGUGAACUUCGCCCAUUUCCCGCGCCUCAUCUCUCUCCAUUCGCUCUGCCUGCGGCGGAAUAAGGUGGCCAUUGUGGUCAGCUCUCUGGACUGGGUUUGGAAUUUGGAGAAAAUGGACUUGUCUGGGAACGAGAUCGAAUACAUGGAGCCCCACGUGUUCGAGACCGUGCCGUACCUGCAGUCCCUGCAGCUGGACUCCAACCGCCUCACCUAUAUAGAGCCCCGUAUCCUCAACUCCUGGAAGUCCCUUACGAGCAUUACCCUGGCCGGGAACCUGUGGGACUGCGGGCGCAAUGUGUGUGCCCUGGCCUCCUGGCUGAGCAACUUCCAGGGGCGCUAUGAUGCUAACUUGCAGUGCGCCAGCCCGGAGUACGCACAGGGCGAGGACGUCUUGGAUGCUGUGUAUGCUUUCCACCUGUGCGAGGAUGGGGCCGAGCCCACCAGCGGCCACCUCCUGUCGGCUGUCACUAACCGCAGUGACCUAGCGCCCCCUGAGAGCUCAGCCACCACGCUGGUGGACGGCGGGGAGGGGCUGCACGAUGGCACGCUUGAGCCCAUCACUGUGGCUAUCCCCGGCGGCGAGCACGCUGAGAACGCUGUGCAGAUCCACAAGGUGGUCACGGGCACGAUGGCUCUCAUCUUCUCCUUCCUCAUCGUGGUCCUCGUACUCUACGUAUCCUGGAAGUGUUUCCCAGCCAGCCUCAGGCAGCUCAGACAGUGCUUUGUCACGCAACGCAGGAAGCAGAAGCAGAAACAGACCAUGCAUCAGAUGGCUGCUAUGUCUGCCCAGGAAUACUACGUUGAUUACAAACCCAACCACAUCGAGGGGGCCCUGGUGAUCAUCAACGAGUAUGGCACAUGUACCUGUCACCAGCAGCCCGUGAGGGAAUGCGAGGUGUGAUUGUCCCAGUGGCUCUCAACCCAUGCGCUACCAAAUACGCCUGGGCAGCCGGGCGGGCCGGCGGGCAACAGGACGGGUCUCCUCUGCGCUCUGAUGUGUUGACUGAAACUGUACGGGGAUCUCUCCCAGAGACUUGACAUUUUAGCUUUAUGUGUCUUAAAAACAAAAAAUUAAACACAACAAAAAACCCCACCCCAUAAUCUUCAGGACAGUCUGUCUUAAAUUUCAUAUGAGAACUCCUUCCUCCCUUUGAAGAUCUGUCCAUAUUCAGGAAUCUGAGAGUGUU